Helianthus annuus (common sunflower) is the source of this 657-nucleotide messenger RNA. RefSeq lists its product as uncharacterized. Bases 1 to 657 code for a protein of 218 amino acids. NCBI's taxonomy places the organism in Eukaryota, Viridiplantae, Streptophyta, Magnoliopsida, Asterales, Asteraceae. The transcript is spliced from 3 exons. The record is from RefSeq and is a predicted model, not a curated record.
AUGAAUUUCCCGGCUCGUUGGAGAGGAUGGAUUAUGGCGACCCUUCAUUCGGUUAAAGCAUCGGUUUUAGUCAAUGGUUCCCCAACGAUGGAAUUCGUUUGCACUCGCGGUCUUCGUCAAGGGGAUCCAUUAUCUCCAUUUUUGUUCGUACUUGUUAUGGAGGCUUUAAUUGGUAUCAUGAAAAAGGCAGUAUCGGCGGAUGUUUUCAAAGUAUCGGGGCUGAAAGUAAACCUUUCAAAGUCCAGUAUUUAUGGGGUUGGAGUUAGAGAUCAGAUGGUUCAAACCAUGGCGACGACUCUUAACUGUAAAAAGGGAGUGUUUCCGUUUGUGCAUUUAGGAUUACCUGUUGGAGCGAAUAUGAAUCUUGUUCGGAAUUGGAAGCCAGUAAUUGACACUUUCAGGAACCGUUUAUCAAUAUGGAAAGCUAAGCAAUUAUCAUACGGUGGAAGAAUAACGCUCCUCAAAUCGCUCCGAUACAAGUGCUGGACAUACUCGAAAGAAUUAGAAUGGUAUUUUUUUUUGGGGGGGGGGGGGGGAUCGGAAGAAAAGGCAAGAAUGAAUUGGGUGGCAUGGGAUCACACUAUUGCUCCAGUUGAAUAUGGUGGAAUCGUCUUUGGUGCACUUAAGGAUUCGAAUCAAGCAAUGUUAGCAAAAUGA